Peronospora matthiolae is the source of this 852-nucleotide messenger RNA. The record is from the annotation of a GenBank genome assembly. Lineage: Eukaryota; Oomycota; Peronosporomycetes; Peronosporales; Peronosporaceae.
AUGUCCUGCGCCACGCUCCUGAAAACGAUUUGCUCACCUGAUUCCAGCACGGAAACUAUCCGUGCUGAGGAAGAAUUCUUCACCGAUGCGUUUUUCAAGCAUCGGUGGUACAAUGGCAACCGUGGCCGAGACGGUAAGGCCUUGGUGCAAGGAUGGAACGCCCUCAUCCACAACAUCGAGUGCAUUGGCCGUGAGGCCUGGCUCGCCAAACUUGAUGCAGCUCGCAUCAGGUUUAGGAAGCGCAACCCAGUCGGUGUCGUUUUCCGACGGUUCUUUUCGAACGCAGCGGGUGGGUCUCGUCAUAUUGCUCUACGAGACCCGGAAUAUCAGCAAUCAGCUGGGCACGAGGCUCCCAGCUGUUCCACGUCGGUGGAUAGCCACGCCAGUGGACGAGGUAACUCGUCCGGACGCCAUUCACGUCGCGGUGGUUUAAGAUACGCUCCACUAGAAAGCGUUGACCACCGCUUGAGUCCACCAAAGGAUGUGGUGGUGGCGGGAACCCCUAUUUCGGCUCGAGGGUCGGAUAAGCUUGAUGUUCAAGAGCUGAAACGUGAUCUUGUAAGCGGUAAUUACAAUUCCCUAGCGCACGAUCGUUCGGACGAUCGUGCCGCUUUUGCGUUCGCGCAACUUGAGAACGAACGUUCGACUCGUUCUUUUCGUGACGAGCUCAUUGCAGCUCUUCAGGAUAUCGCCCAACUGCGUGAGCAGGUCGCUUCGCUAGUCGACCAGACUGGCUCGUUGAAACGGGACCACUCGAAGGUGUUCUCGGCUCUCGACCGCGGAGGUGUUCUUCGCCUCUCAAAACGGGCUCGUACUGAUAGUACGGGCAGAGACGACCGACGUAAAACGUAG